Trypanosoma grayi is the source of this 1854-nucleotide messenger RNA. RefSeq lists its product as hypothetical. Bases 1 to 1854 code for a protein of 617 amino acids. The record is from RefSeq and is a predicted model, not a curated record. The transcript has a single exon. Lineage: Eukaryota; Euglenozoa; Kinetoplastea; Trypanosomatida; Trypanosomatidae.
AUGAUCCCUGUUAAGGUGAAAUACUUCGAGGAGGGGUCGUCGUGGACGGAGAAGCGUACCUCGUCGUCCACAGCGGCAGCGGCUGCGGCUGCGGCAACGGCAAAGUCCAUUUCGAAGAGCAUUAUCGACCUGAGCAGCGGGCCGUCGCCGAUCCUGGAUAUGGAGAGCUUCAACGACGUGAUUACUGCCUCGCCGCCCUCCUUUGUCUUUGUGCACAACGCCACGCCAGCGGCUCGGCAGCAGAUGAUGCAGUCACCACACGUGCGAAAACUGUACGGUAUCACGGACCUCGUGCGAUAUGAGCCGCGUGAGGGGGCGGACAAGGGAACCGUCGUGCUUAUUCGCAUCGGUGUGAACUGCGAGUCCGUGGAGAAUGUAACGAAGGAGCUGGAAGGCACCGGUGGCGUUGUGCGUCUUUUCAUGACGCUUCAGGUGCGCGCGUACGCCGGCGCAUCGCUGACUGCUGCCGCGCUCUGCGUCGAUCCUGCUGCAACUGCGUCGCAGCGCGUUGCCGCNUACACGAGCGCCGCGCCGCUACUGGGUGCUGCGGAGCUGGUGGUGCUGUGCUCCAACCUGCUCGCUGCUGGCAAGGUUGCGGAACUGAGCGCAGCCUUCGCGGCGAAGGGUUUCGUCGACGCCGCUGAGGAGGUAGGUGAGAAGCACAACAACGGCAACAACAACAACAGCAACAGCAACAGCGGUGCCACAUCACAGGAGUGGACAGUGUGGCUGAAGUCGUCCAAGUUCGCCGUGACGCAUUUUACGCACGAGGCUGCGGGCAAAGGCAUACCGCCCGUCACGACCGCCACGAUGGGACCGCGCAGCGCGACGACCAUCGCGAUCCCACAGCCGCGCAGUGCAAAGAGCGCCAACAUGCGUGGCUCCCCCGCGUCGACAGCGACGCCGGUGAUAAUGACGGACCCUGCGAUUCUCAGCGCCGAGACAGCGGGCAGGGGUGGCGCGGCUGCGAAGAGCAGCGGCUCCGUCAUCAUUGAGCGCCUCCUACAGCAGCAGCAGCAGCAGCAGCAGCAACAACAACUGCAAGGUGCGCCACGCUGGUGGGCGUCGCACGCGUAUACGAUGAAAAAUAACGAGAAGCUGAAUGGCUCUGAGGCCGCGUUUGAUAUCUCGGCCCACUUCUCAUCCGUCGCAGAUGCGGUGGAGGCGCUGAACAGCAAGGCGAUUCACUGGCCCGCUGACUUCUGCGUGGUGCAGAAUGUCAUCCUUGUGAGUGACAACGUUGGUCAGGGGGACAAGCGGGUGAUGUUCCGGCGCUACGCCAGAGAUUAUAAAAACAGCGCCGCUCUGCUCUCGCAAAUGCUUCUGCCACCAGGAAGCAACAACAACAGCGGCGGUGCCGCUGUUACUGCCACCACCACCACCACCACGACAACCAACAACAACAACACCCAAGUUUCUUCGCCUGGCAUUGCGUCGGAGAAGACAUCCUGGCUUAAGCGUGUUGCAGCCUUGUCAAACCAUUCUCAGAACGAUGCCAACGGGGACGAGUCCUCCAUCAUCCCCGCAUCACGAGCACUGAGGCGUGAGGAGGAGAUGCGAAACCGCACCUGGGACAUUUCGUGGUGCACUGUUGUGUAUCAAGUAACCCCACGCGAAAUGAAGUUCAAUAUCACGCCGGUGGUGGGUCUUGGGAAGGAAAAUCUCGCCGAAGCCAUUCAGUGUCUCAACCUAAGCUCCCAGCUCAAGUCAAAGACAGCCCAUGUGAAGGAGAAUCCGCUGCAGAAUUACGCGUACGAUUAUGCCCUUCUCUUCUCUGUGGAGCUGCAAGGCUACUGGCUCAUAGCAGCCACACACGUCCCAUGUGACAUCGUGGCAUGCAGGGCAGCUGCAUAG